Messenger RNA from Musa acuminata AAA Group (dessert banana), 1880 nucleotides. Its product is annotated as probable L-gulonolactone oxidase 6. Lineage: Eukaryota; Viridiplantae; Streptophyta; Magnoliopsida; Zingiberales; Musaceae. Gene Ontology annotation, molecular function: D-arabinono-1,4-lactone oxidase activity; FAD binding. The record is from RefSeq and is a predicted model, not a curated record. The coding region runs from base 8 to 1759 and encodes 583 amino acids. Gene Ontology annotation, cellular component: membrane. The transcript has 3 exons.
GUUCAUCAUGCAAGGGUUUAGGAGACUAGUUAGGGCCGGUCUCUUGCUGCACUGCCUCCUCCGAUGGAUCUAUCUCGUGAACUCCAGUCCUCCACCCGAUCCGGUGCAGUGCUCGUCAGGCACUUCCGACUGCACCGUCACCAACGCCUACGGGGCGUUCCCCGAUCGAUCCGUAUGCUCGGCUGGCGAUGUCGCGUAUCCGACCAGUGAGGCGGAGCUUGUCAAGGCCGUGGCCGAAGCAGCAGCUUCCAAGAGGAAGAUGAAGGUCGCCACACGAUUCGCGCACAGCAUCCCGAAGCUGGCUUGCCCCGGCGGCAGUGACGGCCUCAUCAUCAGCACGCGGGACCUCAACCACAUCGUGAGCACCGACGUCGCCGCGAUGACGAUCACGGUCGAGAGCGGGGUGGUGCUGGAGGACCUGAUAAAGGCAGCAGCGGCGUCCGGGUUAGCGCUACCCUACACACCCUACUGGUGGGGCUUGACGAUCGGCGGCUUGCUGUCGACUGGUUCGCACGGGAGCUCGGCGUGGGGGAACGGGAGUGCGGUCCACGAAUACGUGGUGGGCAUCAGGUUGGUGACGCCGGCAUCGGCCGCAGAGGGCUACGCCAUGGUUCGGAAGUUGGAGGUGGGUCACCCUGACAUGGAAGCGGCAAAGGUCUCGCUCGGAGUCCUCGGAGUUAUUUCGCAGGUAACGCUGGCCUUGCAGCCGCUGUUCAAGAGGUCCAUCACAUUCUCAAAAUACGACGACGCAGAUCUUGCAGAAAUGGCUGUCACUUUCGGCAACCAGCACGAGUUCGCGGACAUGGCGUGGUACCCGGGCCACAGCAAAGUUAUCUACCGCAUCGACGAUCGAGUCCCCUCCAAUGCUUCCGGCAAUGGCCUGUUCGACUUUACAGGGUUUCGUUCCACUGUAACCCUAGCAAUAGAAGUUAACAGAUUGGCAGAGGAGAAAUUGGAAGCAAAAGGAAACGCACUGGGGAAGUGCCUGGACUCCAAGCUCACCACAUCUGUGAUCUCGCUCGGUGGCUACGGACUGACGAACGAUGGCUUAUUGUUCACGGGCUACCCGGUGAUCGGCAACCAGAACAGGCUUCAAUCCUCGGGAAGCUGCAUCCGUAGCCCACGCGACGCUCUCCUCACCGCUUGCCCUUGGGAUUCCAGGCUCAAGGGAGAGUUCUUUCACCAGACCGCGGUCAGCAUCGGCUUGUCCAAAGCGAAGGACUUCAUCCUUGACGUGCAGAAGCUGAGGGACAUGAACCCCAAAGCGCUGUGCGGCGUGGAGCUGUACGACGGCAUCCUGAUGCGCUACGUGAAGGCUUCUACCGCUUACCUCGGCAAGCAGGAGGACGCCAUAGACUUUGACAUCACCUACUACAGGAGCCAUGAUCCGAUGGCCCCGAGACUCCACGAAGACGUGCUAGAAGAGAUAGAGCAGAUGGCACUGUUCAAGUAUGGCGGCCUCCCGCACUGGGGGAAGAACAGAAACUUGGCGUUUGAUGGGGUGAUCAACAAGUACGUGAAGGCCCAAGAUUUCCUGCGGGUGAAGGAUGCCUAUGAUCCGGAAGAACUGUUCUCCAGCGAAUGGACGGAUCAGGUUCUCGGUGUGAGGGGGACGACGACGAUAGUGAGGGAGGGUUGCGCAUUGGAAGGGCUGUGCAUCUGCUCCGAGGACAGCCAUUGUGCUCCUGAUAAGGGCUACUACUGUCGUCCCGGUAAGGUGUACGAGGAUGCCAGAGUUUGCACCCGCCUAUCCAAAUAACACCUUACUUUUUGGCUGUUAUCGAAAGAUCUAAGUCGAUGCAAAGAGCAAAGUAUCAAUCUGAAAGAAUAGUCAAUCAAUCAUAGUUGGAGUCAAAGAGAUUUGCUCGAGUUGUGUUGGA